AUGGGCCCCUGUACCGCCUCCUCAUGCUGCUGCCAGGCCCCUAAUCUGCCAUGGGCCCCUGUACCGCCUCCUCAUGCUGCUGCCAGGCCCCUAAUCUGCCAUGGGCCCCUGUAUACCGCCUCCUCAUGCUGCUGCCAGGUCCAGAGUCUCUCAUGGGUCCCUGUACGGCCUCCCAUUGCUGCUGUCUCCAUCGCCACACUCUGCCAUGUGCCACUUUCAGGUCUCCUCACACUGCUGGUGUGUUCCAUUUUUUGUCAUAGGGUGCUGGCAGAUUACGGGCCUCCCAUAGCUGCUGCCAGGCCCCUAAUCUGCCAUGGGCCCCUGUACCGCCUCCUCAUGCUGCUGCCAGGUCCACAGUGUCUCAUGCCAUGUCUCCAUGCCACACUCUGCCAUGUGCCUUUCACUUUCAGGUCUCCUCAC
This is a messenger RNA of Staurois parvus, 420 nucleotides long. The record is from the annotation of a GenBank genome assembly. NCBI's taxonomy places the organism in Eukaryota, Metazoa, Chordata, Amphibia, Anura, Ranidae.